Molecule: messenger RNA, 947 nt
Organism: Xiphophorus couchianus (Monterrey platyfish)
Lineage: Eukaryota; Metazoa; Chordata; Actinopteri; Cyprinodontiformes; Poeciliidae
Product: SUN domain-containing protein 3-like
Exons: 5
Coding region: 47-460 (137 amino acids)
Cellular component (GO): nuclear envelope; meiotic nuclear membrane microtubule tethering complex
Molecular function (GO): protein-membrane adaptor activity
Source: RefSeq, a predicted model, not a curated record
GACCUCAGAAGCAUUUGAGAGCAACAGACCAUGUAGAUUCUUUGGGAUGCCUUUACAAGAAGAACCCAUAGGCCCAAACAUUGUCAUUCAGGGAAGAACUCAUCUGAAUCCUGGACAAUGCUGGGCCUUUGCAGGAUUCCCAGGACGUUUAUCCGUCCGACUGUCCCAUAAAGCCACUGUCACUCAUGUGUCGCUGGGUCAUAUUCCUAAAAUGAUAUCCCCAUCUUCCACAGUCUCCAGUGCUCCGAGGGAAUUCUUUGUCUAUGGAAAGAAGGACAUAAACGAUGAGGAGAGUUUCUUGGGAGCUUUCCAAUAUGAAGAAGAUGGCAGCAGGAUACAAACCUUCAAAAUUCCUGAUUAUAAAAUUGACUCCUUCACCCAUGUGAGCCUACAGCCAGUCAGCCUCGGCAGAUGGCUGUUCAUCCUGAGCCUGGUUCUGCUGGAGGUUUCUUCCUUUUAAAGGGAGUUAUCCUCUCCACUGUUGCCUUGUGCUUGCUCAGGAUGGGGGAUCCCUUGGAUUAAACAUCCAUCGCGAUCGGCUGGUGACCCCUCCGCAGAAUCGCCACCUUAACGUGGUGGAGGGGUUUGAGUAUCCCUAUGAACCAGAUGGAGAUUUUGUCUUGAGGUUCAGCCUUUAGUGAGGUUUCUCGGGACAGGAUGCCAUUGGGGAGGGAUCAGACUAAGAGCGAUUCAAGAUUUUCAGUGAAGGACUACCAAAGGGAUCAGGCAGUUAGGAAAUGGACAGGAUAGAAUAUUUCUUCCUGUGAUUUCUUUGAGAUUUUUCUUGCACUUCCUUCCUUACUUAGAUAUUUUCUCUGUAUGGAUGACCAUGUGUGUGUGUUUGUUCUUGGCAGUUUAAAUAAACUCAUGGUAAGUCUGUCUAACUUCCAGUGCAAUCUUGAUAAAACCUAUCAAAAUUGCAGGUUAUCUAUCAAGAUCCUGAUAGA